UCACUUUCAUUUGCGACAUCUCAUCGUUUCCCGAAGGUCACCGUGCAGUCGCGGGUGCCGUGACAAGUCCGCGGUGCAUGUGUGGCGCGGGCGAGUGCUUGCGGCGGCCACCGCUGACCGACUAGGAAAUGCCCGGCCACGGACUGUCUCAAGUGAAAUGCGAGCCACUUUCGGACGAAGAAGACAGCGACUCACAAUUUGCGCACAGUUAUCUAUCCAGUCAGGCCAGUGGUUUAGAGGAGCUAGCACCCCUGGCACCUGCAGGCCCAGCAGCGACACCUGUGUGUGUGAAACAGGAACGAGCAGAGACCCCACCGACCACUACACUAGAGACGCUCGAGUCAGCACCACACAAUGCUAAGAGCACGUCGUUGCUGGACCGGCACAUGGACUUUCUGAACGUGCACGAGGUACCUGACUCCACGGACUUCAUGCCGCUGCUGGCCAUCAAAGACGAACCUUCAUCUGAAGGUGAACAACACCAUCUAAGUGGUGAGGACACCAGCGACUCGUGUGGCCGCCAAACCUCGCCUGCUCCCCGACACAGCCCCAAGAGUUGGACUCAGCAGGACAUGGAUCGCGCGCUGGAUGCACUUAGAAACCAUCAGAUGAGUCUUACCAAGGCAUCAGCAACAUACGGCAUCCCAUCGACUACGUUAUGGCAGCGUGCCCACCGGCUGGGCAUAGACACGCCGAAGAAAGAGGGAGCAGCCAAGUCCUGGAGCGAGGCAGAUUUAAGAGGGGCACUGCAUGCCUUGAGGGCUGGUGCCAUCUCCGCUAAUAAGGCCAGCAAAGCGUAUGGUAUCCCCAGCAGCACGCUGUACAAGAUAGCUCGGCGCGAGGGUAUCCGCCUGUCGGCCCCGUUCAACGCGGCGCCGACCGCGUGGCGGCGCGCCGACCUGCAGCUGGCGCUGGCGUCCAUCCGCUGCGGCGCCUCGUCCGUGCAGCGCGCCGCCUCGCAGUACGGGAUACCCACUGGAACGUUGUAUGGUCGGUGUAAGCGAGAAGGUAUCGAGUUAUCUCGCUCCAAUCCCACGCCGUGGUCGGAAGACGCCAUGGGCGAAGCUCUCGAAGCAGUCAGAGUGGGCCAGAUGUCGAUCAACCAGGCAGCCAUCCACUUCAACCUGCCGUACUCCUCACUGUACGGGAGGUUCAAGAGGUGCAAGUACCAGAUGCAGGGUGUCCUUCAAGCUCCGCAGCCACUACAGCAGGACCCAGCCAGCACGGAGCACGCCCCGCCACCGGCCGCGCCCCCCGCCCCGCACCACACGCACGGGUACACACACACGCACGAGUACACGCACACACACGAGUACACGCACACACACGACCAGUACGGCCAGUACUACCAACAUUUCAAUAGUAUUGUGACCAGCUGAGGGUAUACCUCUAAUGAUGGAUUUUAAAUAUUUGUAAACAUAAUGCAGGUCAGCCUAGUCCAAAUCCGUAAAUUUUUAACUUUAUGCUUUUGAUAUAAAGUUGAGAUUACAUUGAAAUAAAAUUGAUAGAUUGGAAUAGAUUGACCGGCUGUCUGUAAGCCCGCCAAAUUAACGUAAGACAAGAUGUUCAUUCUUAUCCACCUUUAUACAAUUGAGAAUACUAACUUAAUUCUUGUCAACCAGUCCGCCUUUUGAAAAGCGUGAAUGUAAAAUAUAAGAUAAUGAACGACGUCGGCAUAAUAUUUAAUUCUAGAUGUCGCUAUCUCGAUUUUAAACUGAUUCGUGCUUAUGCUUUGAAUAUCGACAUUUUGCAAAAAAUAUUCAAUAUUCUGAAUAGUAAAGUAACAUAAAUCGUUAAUCGCGUAAUAUUUUAUUUCUUACAGCUCAAUAAUUGCGAUUACAAAAAAGUUGAACCAUAACAACACAUCAAGUUUUAGUACGAGUAGCGACAUCUGUUAGCAUAGGAUAGGAAAGUGCUAGAUUAAAAAUAAAAUAGAGAGAAAACUGCCAUUAACGAUUAAUACGUAAUUAGAAGGUAAAUACUGAUUAAGUACAUCUGUUUAAAAAUAUACAAUUUUACUUUUUACUAAAUAAUUUUAAGCAAUAAUCGUAGGUACGAGUAAUGUUAAUGAUAAGCUACUUGCUGAACUGAAAAAAAAAAAUAGUUUCAACAAUAUUAAAAAAAACAAGAAUGAAGUCCAAAAGGAGUCUUGCUUUUCUAGAUUGAUUACAAAAGAGCAAAGUGCGGUAAUUAAAUUGUUUUCAUACUCCCGGAAUAAGUAUGUACCUAUCUACUUACAGAAGUAGAUACAAAACACUCUUGAUUUGUGCUUUAUAGUUUAGGUAUUAUUGUAAGUCUAAUAAGUACCUAGAUGCAGUAGGUGAUAUUUUUCUCUAUUUGGUCUAACAAGAAGGUACUUUUUGUACUUUUCUGGGGUAUUUUAAAAGUUAUACGUAAUACUGUAAGUGAUGAAUUUCAGCAAUAUUAGGGACGUAGUAUUUACAAUGACUAACGUAUGCUAUUUACUAUUAAUUAUUAGUAAUCAAAUAUCGGGUAGACACUAGACUUGCGUGUAGAGGAGGCAGUAAAGCAAUCUUAGUUUACUUGCAAUUUCUUGAUACAAAGAAUUAAAUGAUAAGAAUGUAUUAUUCUGUCCAAACGAAAAUACGUAAUGUAAUGUGAUAGACUCUAGAUAUGUAAGUCAUAUUGUUCGUUGAUUUGUUUUAUGUUAUUGUAAAAAAAAUAAGUUCCGUUUUUAUUCCUUUAUUGUAAAUCCAUAUGUAUCCGCUAGAUGGCGAUUUAUAGUUUUCCUAUUAGUCAAAAGAUGGCGUUGUUUUCAUUGUGAUAUUGUUUGGCACUGCAGUUUGAUAAAGUGAAUGUUCAAACUAGCAAUAAUUAGUUAUAAAAUACGUUAACCCCACCUUAUAGUACUUAGACCUAUAUAAACUUGAUAGACUGAA
Messenger RNA from Spodoptera litura, 2900 nucleotides. RefSeq names its product BTB-domain-containing protein pipsqueak. Gene Ontology annotation, molecular function: DNA binding. Gene Ontology annotation, biological process: regulation of transcription by RNA polymerase II. Lineage: Eukaryota; Metazoa; Arthropoda; Insecta; Lepidoptera; Noctuidae. The record is from RefSeq and is a predicted model, not a curated record. Gene Ontology annotation, cellular component: nucleus.